This is a messenger RNA of Capsicum annuum, 2782 nucleotides long. RefSeq names its product F-box/kelch-repeat protein At3g23880. Gene Ontology annotation, molecular function: protein binding. The record is from RefSeq and is a predicted model, not a curated record. NCBI's taxonomy places the organism in Eukaryota, Viridiplantae, Streptophyta, Magnoliopsida, Solanales, Solanaceae.
UAAUCGUUAAAGGACUAUAUUAUUUUGUACGUCGUAUAGUGUGAAAUAAAUGUUGGGAGUUAAGUAUUGGCAUGAAUGAUAAAUAGAAAAUAAAAUAAAAAAUUGAGUAAAGCUUCUAGUACGUCCUGAACUAUGAUUAAAUUUGCUACGACGCACUCCAAUUUCACGAGGGUCCUAGUACCACUCGAACUAAAUUUUAGCAUAUUUUUGUCGUCCUUUUUAGUGUAUUUUCCGAACCGGCACUAAACUUAUUUCAGAAUAGAUGUUUUGGCUAUAAAUAGAGACGCAUACGAAUUUUUAACAAACAAAAAAAUCGACGCCCUUGAAUGCGACCAGUUGUAGGUGUUUGAGGUACCGCUACACUUGCGACAUGUAUAUGUAUUUUAUCCUUAGAGAAAGUAAUCCAACAUAUCGAGUACAACGAUGAGAAUCAAUUCCUUAAGGAUACACAACUUUGAACACAUGAAAGAUCCUCAAUUUUUUACUUUACAUUGUCACAAUUCAUGUAAUGGAAGGGGAGCCUUGGAGUAACUGGUAAAGUUGUUGCCAUGUGAUCAGAAGGUCACGGGUUCAAGCCUUGAAAACAGCCCCUUGCAGAAAUGUAAGGUGAGGCUACGUACCGGGCUGCCUUUUUUUUGUUACAAUUCAUGUAAUAGUAUUUUAUUAUAAGAGUUAAUCCAUUUUUUUAAAAUUUUGAUUUUUUUUUUCGUUUUAUUAAAUAUAAUAAUCAAGCAUCGCCGAGUUUGAAUUUUUCAUAUAUUUGAACAACCAAGUUUAAUUAAUACCUUAUCAUACCAAAGUGGGAAAAUAGAAAAGAAAGAGGAAAAUACCAUAUCAUAUUAAAAGUAGGAAAAGAUUAAAAAUCUUUCAAAGGAGAAAUUCUAAGCACUUAAAUGAAAGCAAAUAGAAAAAAGUAAGCUUUAAAGAUGAAACAAAAGCCAAAUCUUUUCAAAGGUAUCUUUUUCCUUUUGUAUAAUUUGUUUUUUUUAUUGUGUUCUUGUAAUGUCAUUAUCUGCGUUUGCUCGUAUGACCUCGACUAUUUCCUGAUUUAAACUCUGCAUGCCAAAACUUUAGUUGACAAAGAAUGUGCACCAGACCACCCUUUGCUUUCCGUCCAUGUAAGACUUAGAUGGCGGAGCUGAAAAAUCGUACUACGUAAAGAAGGUCAAUUAUUUUUAUAUAUGUAUAUAUGGUAGAUGUUGAAUCUGGCUAAACUCUGCAUACCAAAACUUUGGUAAAGUUGCCGCCAUGUGACUAGGAGGUCACUGGUUUGGAAACAGUGGCAGAAAUGCAAGGUAAGGCGGUGUACAAUACACUCUUGUGGUGUGGCACGACCCUGCGCAUAGAGGGAGCUUUAGUACACCGAGCUGCCCUUUAUGUAUGUAGAUGUUGAGUUUGCUUAGUUUCUUUGUAUGUUUAGUUCGUUAGAGUUUGAGUUCCCUUGCUGAAAAUCCUGGCUUCACCACUUGCUUCAUUGCGCUAACCAAAAUUUUUGGAUUGUAGGGAAGAGAGUUGUGAAGCGUUCAAAGAAGAUGGAUGUUGAUGGGACGAUGGAAGUUCACUUGCAAGAAGAAAUAAUUAUGGAUAUUCUCAGUAGGCUACCGGUACUGUCUCUUCUACGAUUUAAAUGUGUUUCGAAGUAUUGGAUGACAUUGAUAUCCGAGCCUUACUAUACAUUGAAGCAUCUCAAUCAUGCGAAGAAUAACCAAAAUUCUCAAAAAAUUCUUGUUCUUCAUGGCGAGUUUCCCUUGCAUUGUUCUUCUUUGUCAUCGGCUUCUUUAUCGUCAGUUCGAUUGGCUGAGAAUGUACAAAAACUUGAUUGGCCUUCUAAUCCUAGACCAUGGAGGUUCAGAAUGUAUUGUUGUUACGAUGGCUUGGCUCUUAUCAAGUUACGUGAUUAUCCUCAGUACGCACGAGCCAUACUUUUGCUAUGGAACCCCUCCACGAGAGAAUCAAUAGUACUUCCUUGUACAGAAUUUUCACUGUCAAAAGAUUUUUCUUGCGGACUGGGAUAUGACUCGACUAGUGACGACUAUAAGAUCUUUAAGAUUGACGACACAGCACAUUGUGAAAUUCUCGCGCUGAAAAGUGGUUCCUGGAGGAAAAUUGAUAAACGUCCUGCUGGUGUUUUCCCUGUGUUGUCUGAUACCAAAGAUUCUCUAGCAUUUGUACAUGGCGCGUUUCAUUGGCUUGAUUCGUCACUGGGAAAAAUGUUGAUUUCAUUUAGUAUUUCAAAUGAGGUGUACGGAGAGAUACCGUUGCCGGAAGGAAUGUCCUUGGUUUUCAACAUGAAUCGCAUAAAUGGUGUUUCGGCAUUGGAAGGAAUGCUUUCUGUAUAUUCUACUCAUAUUCGUCGAGGGAUCCACACAUUGAAGUUAUGGAUACUGAAAGACUGCGAUGUCCAGGAAUCUUGGAAUCGAUUGUUUACCAUACAAGGUACCGAUCUUUAUUCAAUACCGAAAUACAAGUUUUCAGAUGGUGAAGUGUUACUCCGUUGCAGAGAUUUGGAAUGUGGUUCUGUAUUUAAGACAUCGAAAGAAUCAUCACGCUAAUGGCCUCAAUCUGUUUCGGAACCUAUUCAGGACGGCUUUGUUUAUACAGAAAGUAUGAUCUCUCCGAAAUUACUUGCUUAGUAUUUACUCAUCAAUUCUUCAACUUUCUGGUGCAGGGUAGUUGGAAGUUGUAGUAUUCUUUUUCUUGAAAUGUUACGUGCUUAAGCUGGCCCGAACAUUAUGGUUAUUCAAACAACUGUCUAUGAUCCGUGGGGAUCGUAUAUUAGUAU